CAGCUUGGUGCGCACACCGAAAAAAUAGUCAAAGAGAAACGCAUGAGAGGGAGACCAAGGAAAGUUCCUGGUGAAGAGAGAAAGCCUAGAAUUAUCAUAGGCAAAAGAAAGGCCACAUCGAAGAAGAAAAAUAAUGCCGCCAACAGGGGAUUUCCUGUCAAAUUUCCAAAAAGCUUAAUGCCAGACAUGAAUCUUUCUCAGAACCAGCAAAAAUUUGAAAAUUUUCGUCUAGGCAUUGUUGACAAAGACGGAGGUCAGAAAAUUAUUGAGCUGAACUGUGAUACUGUUAAAACGGCCCAGCCUAAUAACAGUAAUACACUGUGGUCUCAUACUGAUGCUGGUACUGAAGGUCAAAAAGUGUGUACAACUCCUGUUAAAAAAAAGGAAACGCCGUAAGUCUUUUUCUAUUAUCUCCUUAAAAUUUUAUUUAAUUUUAAUCACCACAACAUAUUUUACAUUAUUUGUUUGUGUUCUUUACUCAGAAAAACCAAAAUACAAUAGCUUCCUUGAUACAAAAUUUUUCAGGCUCAAAUUAAUAUUUUACUUUUUUUCAUUCAUCUCAUCAAAUUAAAUUUUUGUACCCUCUAAGUUGUUUUUGUAAAACACUGAUUUUCUUACUGCAUUAUGUUGUGCUCUUGCGGGUCCUCUGGAAACAUUUGGGCUAUUUAAUCCGGGUGAGCAGUCUGCCCUAGUUUGUAUCACAUAGUCUCUUAGAGACAUGUAUCUGGAUUAACUUGCGGUUAGUGCUACCCAAUCACCAGAAUGGCUUUUAGCAAGUGAGAUAUUUCACUGCGUUUGUCAGCUUUAUCAGCCAAUAUUUAUGCCUGUUAGUCUUCUGCUGUAAUUGGCUAUUUACAACAGUCCUUGAUGUUGGUAUUGAAGUGGAAGAUUUGGGGUAGACCAAUUUCUGCCCAGAUAGGUUGGAAUGGAAAUUUCAAUAAUUAGGUACAUGCUAUUGAACAUGUACAAAUCAUUAGAUCAUUAAUAAAUUCGAUUUAAUUUUAAAUAAGAUUUCUCUAUUUAUUUUUUUACCUUGUUAAUAUAAUAAAUUAUUUAUUUAGAUUGGAAUUGGACACAACAACUGCAGAUCCUAACCAAAUAGCUAGUUCUAAAAACCAGAGUAAUGAUAUAUCCAAACUGUUUGGUAAGUGAAUUUUCUAAAAGAUAAAUGUAAGAAAAAUGUGCUGUUGGAUCUUUGUUUAAGCUCUUUGUUGUUAUAUAUAUAUAUAUAUAUAUAUAUAUAACCUUUGAGGCCAUCUUAUCAAAAUUUAAAGAAAUAUGUUACUUCUGAAAAUGGCAAGGAUAAACAUCAUAUGGCAAGGUUAACAUAAUAAUGCAUGGAUAAAUAUCAUACAGCAAGGUUGGACAUCACAAUUUCUAAAAUGUUGCUUAUUGUGUAAUAAAAGUUAUGUUCAAAUUAUGCUAUUUGUAAAUAAAUCAUAUAGAUUUGUGGUCUUUUAGUCCCAUCCCAGGCAAUUAUUAAGACACCGCCCACUACGAUUACACUGCCAUCAAUCUCCUCGCUGGAGAAGGACUAUGAGUUGGCCAGUUUGAUCCCAUCAUGUCCCCCGGUAAUCGGAGAUGUAAAGAAUGACCAGUUCUUCAUACCCCAGUCAACAUUUGAUCAGGAUGGAAAGGUUGUUUUCAUUAUUUUUAUCAAACACACCAAUCUAAAGCUUGUCUUACCAGUUUGCACUGAGUUUCUUAGACAUCAAUCAAAGAUAUCCAACUUAAAAUAUGUUUUUUAAAGGAGUGGUAGUUGCAUUUUUAUUUAUUUUUAUUUUUGCAUCCUGACCUUCUUUAAAAAGUAUUAUUAUUCAAUUAGCUUGAUGAAUAUGUUUUUAUGAUAGAGGAAUAUGAAUGAGAAAGGUUGUGUUUAAAACAUAAACAUAAUGGAGUGACAGAAGGCAUUUUUAUUGUGUCUCUUAUGUUAAAAUCAGUUUAUUUUUUAUAACUACUUCAUCAUCGUAUCGCUAAUGGAAAUUAUGUCUUUCUUUUAUUAUAGACAAGCAUGAUCAUAGUUGGUCCUUUCUGUAUGGUUUGUGAUCCUAAACCUCGACUUGUACUGGUCUCACCAGAGCAGCAAAAGAAAGGCCCCACCAUGAUUCUCAGAAGAAAAAUACAUUCGCCAAGCAACACUCCUCCACGAGGUAUUUGAGCUGUUAUAUAUGGGUCCCAAUAAGUUGAGGUUAUAAAUUUUUUUUUGUUGAAUAUUUUAGUAACAAGAAAUAAAUGCGAUUUUGUCAGUAUUUAAAUUUUUUAAAAUCAACUUAGCUUCAAGUACUUUAAUUCUGAUUAAAAUUAGUUUUUUUCUUAUUAAUGGAUAAUGGAUAUGCUCGUUGCCAUUAGAAUUUUAAAAAUAUAAUAAAAGAACAAUUGCUGUCUUUUAGCUUUUUAAAAAAAUUUCUUUUAGGUAUUUAAAAUUUUUCUUAAUUUCAUUGCAAUGUUGCAUGCAAUGUUAUUCAGAUUCAUUGAAAUAAAUUUCAGAUUUUAGAAUUCACAAAGGUACAAGGUAUCUCCGUCAGUCUGAGAAAGUUUCAUUUGAGGCUAAAAGUGGAGAUCAUGGUGACCCAGCCACUGUCUUGCAUGACCAUGACUAUAUGACCCCACUUGAACUCAGGGAUAAUGUGAGGCGGUACUGUAAAGCUGUAGCAAAGCACAGUGCCAAUGCCAGGUUUAUUGAUGCAAGGUAUAUUCAAAGAUAGCUUAGCCCAGUAGUUUUAUUUAACAGAAGUAAACGAGUGGAUAACUUGGAUUUAUUAUAAUAAUAAAGGUUUAUAAAAUAAAGUCUGUGUGUGUAAACAAUGAAGGUUUCAGACAUUUCAAGGUCCUGAAUAAUAAUAAAAAAAGUAUUUUUUAAAUGGGGUUAAGGACUCUGGACAAAUAAUUUAAAUAUUUGAAUGGAUUAUAUUAAAUUUCAAAAGCUCAAUGCGGGGGAGAGGAAAGUCCUCAGAAAUAUAUAGAGUCCACUGUUGGGUGAUGAUGUUUGGAGAAUUUGUACAGAUCAAGAGUUACAUCACUGUUUAAAGACCUAUUCAAUAUCGCAGCAUUUUAAAAAGGCAGGCUGCUCUGGACAGUACACCUCGAGUGGGUAAAAGAUUAUAAAGUAUCAAAAGUGUUCUAUAGACAGAAACAAAGGGGCAGUUGGCUCACCAGUACACCAAAGGCUGAGACAUAUGAUAAGGUGAGCAAGGAUUUAUAUCAGCUAGGGGUCCAGGCAUGGAUCUUUCCAAAUGGAGGAAUGUGGUGGAGCAGGCAAGAGCCCUACAUGGGCUGUGCUGUAUCUCCAUUGAUGAUGAUGAUUUUAUUUCAAACUGUGAACUAAAAGAGGAUCUCAUAGCGAAAAAGAAAAACCUACAUUUAUUUUAAAAUAACAGUGCUCACAUUUAUUUUGAGGCACUAGUUUAUUUUUGUUGAUAAUGAAAAUGUUUGAAGAUCACUACACUGGAAUAUUAGCUAUCUUUUAGAUCUUAAUCUUUUCAUGAUGCAGCCCAAGCUCUAUUUUAGAUCUUAAUCUUUUCAUGAUGCAGCCCAAGCUCUUUUUUAGAUCUUAAUCUUUUCAUGAUGCAGCCCAAGCUUUAUUUUGGAUCUUAAUCUUUUCAUGAUGCAGCCCAAGCUCUAUUUUAGAUCUUAAUCUUUUCAUGAUGCAGCCCAAGCUCUAUUUUAGAUCUUAAUCUUUUCAUGAUGCAGCCCAAGCUCUAUUUUAGAUCUUGAUCUUUUCAUGAUGCAGCCCAAGCUCUUUUUUAGAUCUUAAUCUUUUCAUGAUGCAGCCCAAGCUCUAUUUUGGAUCUUAAUCUUUUCAUGAUGCAGCCCAAGCUCUUUUUUAGAUCUUAAUCUUUUCAUGAUGCAGCCCAAGCUCUAUUUUAGAUCUUAAUCUUUUCAUGAUGCAGCCCAAGCUCUAUUUUAGAUCUUGAUCUUUUCAUGAUGCAGCCCAAGCUCUAUUUUAGAUCUUGAUCUUUUCAUGAUGCAGCCCAAGCUCUUUUUUAGAUCUUGAUCUUUUCAUGAUGCAGCCCAAGCUCUAUUUUAGAUCUUAAUCAUUUCUUGAUGCAGCCCAAGCUCUUUUUUAGAUCUUGAUCUUUUCAUGAUGCAGCCCAAGCUCUAUUUUAAAUCUUAAUCAUUUCUUGAUGCAGCCCAAGCUCUUUUUUAGAUCUUGAUCUUUUCAUGAUGCAGCCCAAGCUCUAUUUUAGAUCUUAAUCAUUUCUUGAUGCAGCCCACUCAAGAUAAAUGUUUGCAAUUAUUCCCUGAUUACAUAUUUUGAUGAUUUUAGGGUGGAGGACAUUAGAGAAAGAGAGGAUAACUAUGUUGUAACCAUCAAGGGAGACAAUAUGCUCAGACGUGUGAAAGAUUUGCCAAGUCCAUCACAAGCUCCUAUGCACAACAAUGAGGUAAAUUUUAGGCAGCAUCAAUAUUUUUUAGACCAACAUUGUCACAGUUAGGCUAGGCAUUCAUGUUUUGUCGAGUUAAGAAAGUUUUUCUUUAGGUAUUAAACUUAAAGCCAGACCUGUGUACUCUUACGAUUUUUUGCACAAUGUAUGAUUUUGAGAUGUCUUUUAUGAUUGUACACUAAGACUUGUCAGAACUGCAAUUUUACAAGACCAGGUUUUAAAAUUUAUUCCGAUGGUUUUUAGGAUUUUAAAAAAUUAAUAAAUGAAGAAAACAACUCCUUUACCUUUUUAGCUUUAGCUCUUCUCUAUCUGGCGUUGAAUGGACAGAGAAAUACGAUUGGAUUGAAACAGUAUAUAAUUAUUAUAUUAUAUUAAUAUAUUACGUAAGCACUGAGAGGGGGAAAGGGGGAUGGUGUUGAUUUGGAAGCGUACAAGUGUGCAUGGGAGGGCUAGUCGGACGUGUCUAAAUAUUUUUUGAAGGCUAUGAAAUAACACCACCACCUUUCGUAAGACCAAUCUGAGUCUGGCAAGCAUUUCGUACAGUGCCCAUCUUUAGCUGAUGUGCUCAGCAGAUCCUGCGUGGGAAAACCUCUGUGCAUAAGUAUGCCUGUGUGUGACAACUUAUGCACAAUCUUUCUGUGUAAAACUGAUUUUUUUUUUGUCUGGCAACUUCAAGAAGGGGAAACUAGCCCUGUACAACUUGCAGCCAUGAGUAUCACUAUAUUUUGUGCGGGUAUCUUUACAUUAUAAUAUCUUAUUAAAUUUUAUUUCACACAAGUGAGCCAUAACUCAUGUUUUUUUCCAUGAAAUAGUUUUGUUCCCAAAUGUGUCUGAAUGAGCUCUUACUGACUAAAAAUGUGAUGGCGUUCAAAGUAUGUAUUCUAAUUUAGACGGUCACCACCAAAUGAUUUUCCACUGUAUAUCCGUUUCAGGAUGGGAUGCCUGUUGUAUACAAUCUGAGUCAAAUUGAGACAUCAGCACUACAUAGAGCCGAGCUUGUUGCCAAAAGAGAGGAAAUGGGUAGGUCACCUUUGGCUCUGAAUUUAUGAAUGUACCCCUCAGUAACACAAGCCUAGUUUUUUUUUUGGGUACUGUUUUUAAUCAUUAAAUUGAAAAUACAUGAUAAAUAAUGCACUCCAUGCAGCAAGAACACCUUCCAUUUAAGAGUCCUUAACCUAUAUUUUGUGAAACAUCUACUGGUAAUGCAAUUUAAACAGGAUUAAUAAACUACUUCUCAAACUUCAUUAAUGGGAGAGGAUUUACUUUUUGUGUCAUUUAUGUUUUUAUAAGCACAAACUACAGAGGAAUCUCCCUAUUAAAUGUUACAUACAAAAUACUGACGAAACUUAUUGCCAAAAGACUACAACCUUACACUGAAGAAAUACUAGGUGAUUACCAAUGCGGAUUCAGGCCUAACAGAUCAACGACUGAUCAGAUUUUCACCAUCAGAUGCCUGUUAGAGAAAUGCUAUGAAUUUAAUAUACCAGUACAUCAACUCUAUGUCGACUAUAAAAUGGCCUAUGACAGCAUCAAAAGAAACUAUUUAUAUGAGACUCUACAGGAGUUUGGGAUACCCAACAAACUGACAAGGCUAAUACAUGUAACACUAAACAACUCAAAAAGCAAAAUCAAGAUUCAAGGAGAAUAUUCAAGGGAAUUUCAUAUUAGACGAGGCCUAAGACAGGGAGACUCACUGUCUUGUAUGCUCUUUAACCUAACAUUGGAGAGAGUUAUUAGAAACAUACACAUUGACACUCGAGGAACGAUAACAGGAUACUUUCUGAGGGAAACUCAAGACCCACAACCAACGGGCACACUCUACAACCAACCACUUCAGUAUCUUGCAUAUGCUGAUGACAUAGCACUUCUAAGGAAAAGUAUAAAAGACAUAUCAAAAUCCUUUAUUGAAUUAGAAGAUGCAUCUUUACAAGCAGGGCUGGAAGUUAACAACCAAAAAACAAAAUACAUGACCAUGAUAAGAGAGGAACAAACAGAUGAAACAAUUAAAAUUAGAAACCAAACUUUUGAAAAAGUAAAUCAAUUCAAAUACCUAGGAUCCUUGUUAAAUGAAAGAAACUAAUUACUAACAGAAAUAAAAGAAAGAAUAUCAGCCGGAAACAGGGCAUACUUCAGUAGUCAGAAAAUACUCAAAAGUAAAAACAUUACAAGAGAAACAAAGAAAACUAUUUAUAAAACUGUGAUCAGACCAGUUGUAACAUAUGCAAGUGAAACUUGGACCCUAACAAAAACAGCAGAAAACCUAUUAAACACAUGGGAGAGGAAAGUACUCAGGAAAAUAUAUGGGCCAACAAAGGAUGAAUAUGGAUGGAGAAUACGAACCAACCAGGAAUUAUACAGUCUAUAUCAGGAUCCUACGAUAGUGGCAGAAAUUAAAAGAGGCAGGCUACGCUGGGCAGGACACCUAGAGAGAAUGCCAAAUGACAGAGGAACGAAGAGGGUACAUCACCAAUACCCCAGAGGAAAAAGGCUCAAAGGCAGACCUAGGCUUAGGUGGAUAGAUGAUGUAGAAAAAGAUCUACAGCAGCUGAAAGUACAAGCAUGGAAAAGAAAGGCAUUAGUUAGGUCUGAGUGGAAGGAAGUAGUGAGGCAGGCCAAAGCCCUACAUGGGCUGUAGCGCCACAGGGAUGGAGGGAUGGAUGGAUGUUUUUAUAAGUUUAAAUUUAGGUUUAAGGUAGAUACCGUUUGAAAAAUAAAUGUUCUCGCUAGAUUUAUUUUAACCUUAUUUUAGGUGUGUCUCACAACAAAUCAUCGUUUUUUUUUUGUAGUUGUUUUUUUAAAAAAUCAUCUACCAUGACUUAAAACUAAUGACUUUGUAUUUUUUGCCAGUGCAAGAGUCCAAGCAAACUGGUGACUACAGCCAAGUCCUAUUCCCUCUGUCAGCCAUUGGAGAUGUUGUCAUGGAAGUCCUCAUCCCACCCGGGGGAACAGAGUUUCUACCAAGGCCAAAGGUCAAGAACCAAGAA
Molecule: messenger RNA, 7369 nt
Organism: Lymnaea stagnalis (great pond snail)
Lineage: Eukaryota; Metazoa; Mollusca; Gastropoda; Lymnaeidae
Source: the annotation of a GenBank genome assembly